CAUCACUAAAAUGCCAUCACCUUCUUCUUAUAUAUACCUCCUCUCCUUGCCCCCAACAAACCAGAAUCAGAAUUUCUAAAGCAAUCAGAAUUACUACUCGAUCACAAGUCAUAACUUACGUUCGAAGCUCAUACAUUCAAUCACAAUGUCUCUCAUUCCGGGAAGCUUUUUCGGCAACGGUCGACGGAGCAACAUCUUCGACCCGUUCUCUCUCGACAUCUGGGACCCCUUCCAGGACUUCCCGUUGAUGAACUCGCGCCCGGCUCCGCGCUCUGAGACUGCUGCGGUGGCGAACACACGCAUCGACUGGAAGGAGACGCCGGAGGCGCACGUGUUCAAGGCGGAUCUUCCAGGGCUGAAGAAGGAGGAGGUGAAGGUGGAGAUGGAGGAAGGGAAUGUGCUGCAGAUCAGCGGCGAGCGGAAAGUGGAGAAGGAGGACAAGAGCGACAAGUGGCACAGGGUGGAGAGGAGCAGCGGCAAGUUCUUGAGGAGGUUCAGGCUGCCGGAGAAUGCCAAGGUAGAGGAGGUGAAGGCGGCGAUGGAGAAUGGGUUGCUUACUGUCACUGUGCCAAAACAAGAGGUCAAGAAGCCUGAUGUGAAGGCCAUUCAGAUUUCUGGCUAGACGGCUAUCUAAGGUGACCGGCUUAUUCAAUGGUGUAAUGGUUGUGGAAUAAAGCUAGGUCGAGGUGUGAGUGUGGUGAAUCUAAGAGGUUAUGUAAUGGAAUUUGCUUAUAUAUGUUGUAUUGCGCUCUUUGUUGGGUUUUGGUUGUUCGGAUCUUUGAAUCUAUAAUGUGUAGUUUGAAGCUAAUCAAUAAUAUUCAGAUCUGUUUUU
Molecule: messenger RNA, 832 nt
Organism: Argentina anserina (silverweed cinquefoil)
Lineage: Eukaryota; Viridiplantae; Streptophyta; Magnoliopsida; Rosales; Rosaceae
Product: 17.8 kDa class I heat shock protein-like
Exons: 1
Coding region: 146-622 (158 amino acids)
Biological process (GO): response to heat; protein complex oligomerization; response to salt stress
Source: RefSeq, a predicted model, not a curated record